AUCUGACCAAAUGCGCACAAGAGUCCUGGGAUCCGAGUUUUUCAUUUACCCCCAUCAAAAUACAUUUUAUCACUCAGCACUGCCAGAUUAACUCCAAUAAGCCACCGUCUGCACGGCUGACAUGAUAUGAAGACAGUCAUCAGCCAGGCUUUUUUGCUGUGAGCAAACAAUGAGAGAGAGCCCGAGGAGACCCAUCAUCCUGAAGAGGAGGAAGCUGCCAUUUCAGAAGAGUGAAUCUGAUGUAGGGUGCGAUGAGGCAGAUGGGCCACGCUGCAAGACCACCCCGACCCCGUCCACCACUCGCUGCUUUCCCGAUGGCAUCCGGAUGAUGGACCACCCCACCAUGCCGGACACUCAGGUGGUGGUGAUCCCGAAAGCAGCCGAUCUGCAGAGUGUCAUCAGCGCCCUGACGGCCAAAGGGAAGGAGUGCGGCCCUCAGGGCCGGAACAAGUUCAUCCUGCUCAGUGGCAGCACCAGUAUGGAGGAGAGCAAAACCAUUGGCUGUUUAUCUACAGAACCUAAGAAUGAUCUGGAGAAAGUGAAAAAGGAGACGGAGUGCUUCCCGCUUGAUGACAGUCUGACGAACAUCCAGUGGCUGGGAAAAAUGAGCUCAGAUGGGCUCGGAUCGGACUCAAACCAAAAAUGCGCCAGCAAGGACAAUCCAACUGACUGUCCGCAGCAGCCCAAAGCUCCAGAAAAGGAGAAGGACCCUCAGUCCGAGAGACCCCCAUAUUCCUACAUGGCUAUGAUCCAGUUUGCUAUCAACAGCAAGAAGAACCGACACAUGACCCUGAAGGAAAUUUACAAUUGGAUUGAAGACCAUUUUCCGUAUUUUAGAAAUGUUGCCAAACCUGGAUGGAAGAAUUCCAUACGUCAUAAUCUCUCACUGCAUGACAUGUUCGUCCGGGAGACAUCUCCCGAUGGCAAGAUCUCCUAUUGGACGAUUCGACCAGAAGCAAACCGCUGUCUCACUUUAGACCAGGUCUACAAGCCUUUGGUUGAUCCAGUGACUCCCACUUGCCCUCAGAUCCCCCAAGUCGGUUUCAAUCAACAACAGAAGAGAGGUCCUCCAGAGCUGAAGAAACCCAUACCUGCCACAGGCAGCACAGAGAGGAAGAUGAAGCCGCUUCUCCCUCGGACUGACUCGUACCUGGUACCCAUCCAGCUUCCUCUUGGUCAGUCGAUCUUCCUGCCCACAUCCAGUCCUGCAUCUCUCGCCACUCCUCCACAAACUCAGAGCUCUUCCACUCCCAGCUCCAGCGGUGCGAGCAAGAGAGUCCGGAUUGCCCCUAAGGUCUCACAGAGUGACGUGAGCUCGGUGGUGCUGUGUGCGUCCGACAUAAAGGAGGAGCCUGUGAGCAUGUCUGUGUCUCCUGAGGCACCCGAGCCUCCACCCCCCAAAGCCAGAAGGCGAGAAAACAGCAGCUCCCGCCGCAAACAGCGUCUAGUCCUGCCAGCCGCCGAGGAGCCUGUCCUGCUCUACCCCGACAGCACUCUCUUCGACUCGGGCGUGGUCUCCGACGUCUCCACCUUCCAAGACACUCACGAUCCGGAGCCCCAGCCCUCCUGUAAAGCCGACAGCCCGAACAGAGAAUACACUUUUAAAACGCCCAUCAAGAGCAGCCACCCCUCCUCAUCCACACCUAGUAAGCUUCCCACAGUUCUGGAGCCCUGGAGGAUCACUCCCGUCGGAAAGGGAGCAGUGCUGGACUUCAGCCCCAUCCGUACACCCAGCGGGCCACAGCUCACCCCGCAACGGCACGAACACACACCUCUCAGCUUCACCAGCACGCCUUUCAAAGAGCUCCCGCUCUUCAGCUCCCCUCGAGAGCUGCUCACCUGCUCCAGACCCUCUCCGAGACGCUCCACACCGACGUGCUCCAGAGAGCUGCUGCAAGCAGGCGCCGCCAACCGCUCUCUCACCGAAGGGCUCGUUCUGGAUACCAUGAACGACAGCCUGAGUAAAAUCCUAGUGGAUAUCAGCUUCCCCAACCUGGAGGAUGAUGAACUCGGCAUAGCAAACAUCAGCUGGUCCCAGUUAAUCCCGGAGCUCAAGUGACUCCUUUUUCUUUUUCCAAGCUGCUUAUACUUCCUUCUUAUUUACUUGCAAUUGAUCUCUUAAGUAUUUUCUUAAUUUCUAUUGCUAUUUCACUGCCUUUUACUGUACAUGUUUGUGUUUUGAAUGUGUAGGCCUUUAUUUGCGCGCAAAACUGUUAGUGACGAAUGUACUUAGAUAAGAAUAAUUUGCACAAGUUGUAAUAUAUAAAUAUGAGUGUGUGUGUGUGUGAGAGAGAGAGAGAGAGUGAGUGAGUGUGUGUGUGUGUGUGUGUGUGUGUGUAUUAUAAGUGGAUAUAAAGAUUUAGCAGAUUAAUUAAUUUACACUACCCAGUUUUACAGUAUUUCUUUGUUUUGGAAGAAUAUUGAACUCCUUGGAUUACCCAGAUAUACUUACGGUAAAAAUAGCACAAAAAAGAUUUUUAAGAGAAUGUGGGGUGUAAAAUAAAGUCACAUUCUAAUUAAAUGGAUAGUUCACCCAAAAAUGAACAUUUUCUUAUUUACUCAUCCACCACUUGUUCUAUGUUUUGAAGAGUCUUCUUUUAUGCUCAACUUAAGGAAGAAACUCCUACACGUUUGAAACAACUUGAGGAUGAGUAAAUGAUAGAAUUUUUCACUUUUGGGUGGACGGUCCCUUUAAAGAUUGUUCGUUAAUUGCAGAUGGUCAUGUAAGUGUUACGCUGUUCUAGAAUUAGCCAGUCAUUCAUCUGGAGUGUAUCGAGCUGUUUAUAACAUCCCAUAAUGUGUGUUUCCAUGGUUACAAGCAUGUCAGAAUAGUGAGUCAUCUCUGCUGCUGCUUUUUUGCAUUCAUGUGUUUUUGCUAUUAGGAAUGAUUUAAGACCGUGUUCUGGGUGUUGGAUAUGACCAAGAUGAGCAUUCAAAGAGAUUUGUGGUUUAGUACAAAGCUUUUAAUGUUCAUUUGCAAAUGUAGAGUGAUUAUAGUGAGCAUGCACAGAGUUCAUAUAUGCUUAGAAGAUAACCAUCAGAAUGUAGCGGUGUUAAGUCAUAAUGCAUUGUAUUGUAUUCUUUCAGUAAAAAACAGCUAAAUGUCAUAAAAAUGGACAAAAACUACACGGUUGACAGAUGCAUGGUGUUAAGGUGUUAUAUGAGCAUUAGAAAUUAAGUACUAUUUACUAAUAAUAGUGCAUUG
Labeo rohita (rohu) is the source of this 3205-nucleotide messenger RNA. It is a transcript of the gene foxm1, whose product is annotated as forkhead box M1. Gene Ontology annotation, molecular function: sequence-specific DNA binding; DNA-binding transcription factor activity. Gene Ontology annotation, biological process: regulation of DNA-templated transcription; G2/M transition of mitotic cell cycle. The transcript has 9 exons. The record is from RefSeq and is a predicted model, not a curated record. The coding region runs from base 170 to 2059 and encodes 629 amino acids. NCBI's taxonomy places the organism in Eukaryota, Metazoa, Chordata, Actinopteri, Cypriniformes, Cyprinidae.